Molecule: messenger RNA, 1438 nt
Organism: Ricinus communis (castor bean)
Lineage: Eukaryota; Viridiplantae; Streptophyta; Magnoliopsida; Malpighiales; Euphorbiaceae
Product: EPIDERMAL PATTERNING FACTOR-like protein 4
Exons: 3
Coding region: 758-1174 (138 amino acids)
Biological process (GO): guard cell differentiation; stomatal complex development
Source: RefSeq, a predicted model, not a curated record
GUCUGAUUCUGGGCAGUCAAUGAUUGAUAAAAAUAAUCUUUUAGCUUUGGGAGAAAAAUAAAAGCUCAGGCUUUUAUACAGAGAGAGAGAGAGAGAGAGAGAGAGAGAAUUGAAAAGAGAACCAGAGAGAGAGAGAGAGAGAGAGAGAGAGAGAGAGAGGUGUGAAAGGCAGGUGAUGGAGGACAGAGAAAAAGAAAGAGAGGUAAUAAUACUUAAUUAGUAAAAAAUGAAAUGGGUAUUGUUUCUGGGUUUGGGAAUCAGUUGAAAGACAGUGAAGAAAGCCUGCAAGAGAAUCCAACCCCUAAACAUGGUAAUGCUUAGGAACUGACCAUCCUUAUUAUUAAGAUUUAAGGUUCACCUUCUCCUUUUCCUUUCUCUGUAACCAAACAAAAUAUGUAUCCUUAAACUUAUACCUAAGCUUAGCUAGCCUGCCAAUUCAAGCUUUUUCUUUCACUUUUUCCUUUUUCUGCAUCUCCACCACAACCACCACCACUAACCCACCUAGCCACUCGAUAUUCUUACAACAGAUCACAUACAUAAAAGAAGAAGAAGAGGGCCUCAGAUGCAAUUAGGUACAGCUGGUGAAAUUGGGUUGUGCAGUUUUGUAUUUUGCAUGGGGACCUGUGGGGUUAUAUGAUUUAAAUCUUGAAUAACUACUGCUCCAAGAAAUUAGAGAGAGAGAGAGGCUCUACCCAGAAACAGAAGAGGGUGCAAAAGAAAGAGAUUUCAUCUUGUUUUCAAGGAAACUUUAUCUGGAAUGGAUUACUGGAAGAGAAAAAGCUCAGUAAGCUUCAAGAAAAAACCAGCUGCUGCUCCAUUUCACUGUCUCUCCUUCAUCCUUUUCUUCUCAUUUUGUGCACUCUUUACUGUCAUCACUUCUACUGCUACUUGUCUUGUCAUAAGGUGUCCAUUUUCUAGUAGCAGUAGGCCUGAUUUCUACCUUCAGGAUUUUGAGGAAAGAAGAGACAGAGAAAAUAUGGGGGUUUCCUUGAUUACGACAAGGAGAAUUCUUAGUGGGCCUGGGUCAUCACCGCCGCGCUGCAUAUCAAAGUGUGGGAGCUGCACCCCGUGCAAGCCAGUGCACGUGCCGGUGCCGCCAGGAACUCCGGUGACAACUGAAUAUUAUCCAGAAGCUUGGCGGUGCAAAUGUGGCAACAAGUUGUACAUGCCAUAAUGCAUGAGGGUUCAUUUUGAUUUAUUGGUCAAAAAGGUUAAAUUCUCUAUUUGAUGACUUGCCACUGUGGUGGCGGUGACUAUGAAAAAGAAAAUGUUGCCAAGUUCUUAAUUUAUUAGGGUGAUGAAUGUGAAGAAGAACAAGAAGCAAAAGAAGAAGAGAAAUAUGAAAUAUAGGGUUUUAACUUAGUGUGUAUAGAGAAUACACUUUUUAACAUUCACUUAUAUUUAAGUAAUGCAAAAUAUUAGUUAAUUAUCAUAUUCA